UACUCGGACCCCAAGGCAUGGGACUCAAGAUACUCCAACGACCUUAGUCCAUACGAGUGGUUCGCUGACUGGCCGUUGAUCAAGUCUGUUGUUAGAGAAUACAUAAGUCAUAAGUGUAACAUUCUGCACAUCGGAUGUGGAACAUCGAACCUUGGCGAUCAUCUGAUAUCGGACGGCUAUAAGGAGGUUGUAAAUAUUGAUGCAAGCGAAACGGUGAUACAGUCAAGAACCAAUUCAAAACACUGCACAUGUAAGUAUCAAAGAGUGGAUGUGAGGCAGAUGGAUGUUUUCGCUACAUCUGAAUUUGACGCAAUAAUCGACAAAGGAACAAUAGACUCUCUCAUGGUAGGCACAUCUGUAGUGGGCACAUCUAUUCUUCUUAGAGUGUUCCGCGAAAGCGACCCAUGA
Gregarina niphandrodes is the source of this 408-nucleotide messenger RNA. Its product is annotated as putative methylase. The record is from RefSeq and is a predicted model, not a curated record. The transcript has 4 exons. NCBI's taxonomy places the organism in Eukaryota, Apicomplexa, Conoidasida, Eugregarinorida, Gregarinidae. The annotation marks the transcript as partial.